AUGAUUUCACCAUCGAUACCUAAAAUUGAAGAUGAAACUGAACACAUGGGAAUGAUUCGGCGCGGGCGCGAGUGGCGACAGCAUCUGCUUCAGGCUCUUACUCAGCGGACUCGAUUGACACCCAGGCGGAGACUACACUACACUACAUGCUGGCUGCGCAGCACGGGCAAUCAAUGCACACCAUCUUUCGCUUUUUUCUCCAGCGGUUUCCACUUGUCCAUCACCCAGAAUAAGCGCGCAGCGUGCACUCACAUGGUCCGUCCGGAUGGUCUGUACCUUCACCGCGACUGCGCGACACCUAGUGGUGCAGCAAUAGGGCAUCGCGUCGCCCACAAUUCUCGUUGGACUGACCGAGUAAACAAAAUCACGGAGGUUGGGUCGAUUGGUGGUCAAGUUUCCGGCUCGAUCGCGUGCAGUGGUGGAAUAUAUUCUCCGCAGCGUGCCCGGCUCUGUCCCUGGAAACUCACCUCCCUCCAGCCUCUCCUCAGAUUCUUGGACCUAUCGUCUGAGCCCGUGUACGGUACACGCGUGGCCUGUGGAAGUGCGGAGCGCAUCGUCCCAGUCAGGAACUUCCCGGCGCGAGUCAACCUUCAUCCUGUUACCGACGGAGACAUCGCCGGCAGCACUAGCGGGAAAACGAAACCACGGGCAAAAGAAGGUUGAAAAAGGGCACAAAGACCAUUG
Messenger RNA from Neurospora crassa OR74A, 684 nucleotides. RefSeq lists its product as hypothetical. The record is from RefSeq and is a predicted model, not a curated record. The coding region runs from base 1 to 663 and encodes 220 amino acids. Lineage: Eukaryota; Fungi; Ascomycota; Sordariomycetes; Sordariales; Sordariaceae. The transcript has 5 exons.